GAGGAACGUGUUGCCCGCGGAAGUAUUCCUGUGCGUCGGUCUUGUAGUUCAUUUGAAGCUCCAUGUGGCUGUAAUUGUCACGCUUAAGUCAUUCUGUGCCUUUUAAAACAAUCAAAAUGGGUAAAAAGGGUAAAAAAGAAAAGAAACUGAAAGGAGCGGAGAAAACAGCCGCUAAAAUGGAGAAGAAGGUGUCAAAAAGAUCGAAAAGAGAGGAGGAGGAUUUGGAGGCUUUAAUAGCAGAAUUUCAGUCACUAGACGCGAAAAAGACGCAGGUUUUGGAGACGCCGUGUUCCCCUCCGUCCCCCAGGUUGAACGCUUCUCUGUGUGCGCAUCCCGAAAAAGACGAGCUGAUUUUAUUCGGAGGGGAGUUUUUCAAUGGGAAGAAAACAUUUCUAUACAAUGAAUUAUUCUUCUACAACAUUAAGAAAAACAUCUGGGUGAAGGCAGAGAUCCCGAACCCUCCUCCAAGACGCUGCGCUCAACAGGCAGUGGUGGUUCCCCAGGGUGGAGGGCAGGUGUGGAUAUUUGGAGGGGAGUUUGCGUCCCCUGACGGCGAGCAGUUCUAUCAUUAUAAAGAUCUGUGGGUGCUUCACCUGGGGACACGCACAUGGGAGCAAAUCAAAGCUCCUGGUGCUCCGUCUGGCAGGAGUGGACAUCGAAUGGUCCUGAGCAAAAGACAGCUACUUGUGUUUGGAGGAUUCCAUGAGAGCGCCAGGGAUUAUAUUUAUUAUAAUGAUAUUCACGCUUUUAACCUGGACACCUUCACAUGGAGCCGUCUCCAGCCCACAGGAACUGGCCCCUGUCCCCGUUCAGCCUGUCAAAUGACCCCCACUCCCGACGGCAACAGCGUCAUCAUCUACGGCGGGUACUCCAAAACUAGAGCGAAGAAGGAUGUGGAUAAAGGAACCAUCCAUUCUGACAUGUUCCUGCUGAGGAGGGAAGGCAAAGAGGAGCAAGAAAAGUGGACAUGGACACGAGUGAACCCUUCAGGAGUCAAGCCCCCUCCUCGGUCAGGCUUCUCUUUGGCAGUGGGCCCCGGGGGCCGGGCGCUGCUCUUCGGUGGCGUCUGUGAUGAGGAAGAUGAUGAGUCUCUGGAAGGAGACUUUUUUAAUGACCUUUACUUUUAUGAUAUCAACAAAAACCGGUGGUUUCCUGCUCAGCUAAAGGGCAACAAGUCAGAAAAGAAGAAGAGGCGCCGUGGGAAGAAGGGAGAACAGACGAAUGAAACUGAAGGGGAGGAAGAGGAGGCACAAGGUCCCACUGAGAUUAUUAAAGAGAUCGUGGCCGAGGAUGGAACGGUUAUGACCAUCAAGGAAGUGAUUCCAGCUGCACAGGCAGAGGAGGACAGUGAGGAGGAGGAGGAGGAGGAUGGCGAAGAGGAGGAGGCGGCUGCAAAGGCUCCCCUGGUGGAGCCCUGUCCUCGCUCCAGCGCCAUGGCAACGGUGAAGCACAGCAAGUUGUACUUGUAUGGAGGAAUGUUUGAGGUGGGAGAUCGACAGUUCACACUCAGUGAUCUCUACAGCCUGGACCUCCAUAAGAUGGACCAGUGGGACGUUCUAGUGGAAAUGGACCCCAAGACGCAGGAGUGGCUGGAAGAAUCAGAAUCAGAAGAGGAUGAUGAAGAAGCAGAAGCAAAGGGCGGUGAUGCAGAAGAAGAUGACGAGGAAGAGGAGUCGUCCGAAGAGGAGAGUGAAGAAGAUGCAGAGCAUCCUCCAGUAAAGCCCGGAGAAGCCCUUGCGGAUUAUCAAACACGGACUGAGAAAUACUGGCUGGGUCUGGCCCAAGCCAACAUGGGUCCUGAAGCCAAAGAGAAGAAAGUACAAAAGGUCGGCCAAGCCAUGGCCAAGGUGUUCUUUGAGGAUCAGGAAUGAGAUUUAACGUGUGUGUGUGAGAGUGAGAGAAGACAAUUAAAGGGUUUGUUUGUGAGAAAGAUAAUGGAUAUGGUGUCAUUAUAUAUUAGCAAGCUGUGUGUGUUUCUGAGAGUGAACAAAAGAGAGCGAAUGGAUGCGUGUUUGAGUUUUAAAAAAGCGAAAGCAUGUUCUUCUGACUUUAAUGUUUAAAAACACGGCCUUACUCUUUUCUCACUAUUUUGUCCAUGUGUUUUUAUUAUUAAUAGCAGAAGCUGAAUCUCAAAGU
This is a messenger RNA of Carassius carassius (crucian carp), 2136 nucleotides long. It is a transcript of the gene klhdc4, whose product is annotated as kelch domain containing 4. Gene Ontology annotation, molecular function: protein binding. The record is from RefSeq and is a predicted model, not a curated record. The coding region runs from base 117 to 1871 and encodes 584 amino acids. Lineage: Eukaryota; Metazoa; Chordata; Actinopteri; Cypriniformes; Cyprinidae. The transcript is spliced from 12 exons.